AUGUCUUUUGACAACGCUGAAUCAACAAUCUAUACAUUUAAUUCUCAACACUCAUCUUUCACAUCAGCAAGUAAAGCAAUGCAACAACCAGAUAUAUUUUUUAACGAAAAUCCUCGAUGCAACUCAGUCGAAAGAAUCAAUAGGAAAAGUCGGAUUUGGAAUUAUUUCACAAGACUAAAUAUUUCGUCCGAUGGAAAAACUCGUAAAAUAAAAUGCAAACUCCCUGGAUGUGGUAAAGAGUUUAUUUAUGGGAACUCACCUUCAACGUUAAGAUACCAUUUGAGACAUCACCAUAAUAUUGUCGUAAAUUCAAAUCAAAUCAAACUAGCUCAAGGUCAUACAACAAGUCACAAGAGAUCUAAAAAAAAUACAUCUUCAGUUACUGAAGAUUUGGAUUUUUAUCGAUUCAUCGAGUUAGAAAAGUUUCGAUAUCAUACAUCAGGAGUGAUCGAUUCACAAACAACGUACUUUUAUAAUCAACUUUGUCCUAUAUUAAAAAAUCUACUUCGAGAUGUUAAAUCUGUGUCAUUGGCAAUUGAGUCUUUUAAAAUUGAAAGCUAUGAGCAUGUGAGGAUAACUUGCCAUUGGCUUUCUGAUGAUUUUCAACUACAUAAAAUUCUUUUAGAUAUUAUUCCAAUUCCAAAAUUUUUUGAUAUUGAUGAGAUUUUCAAAAGCAUUAAAGGAUUUUGGGAUGCAUGGGAGCUAAACGAUAAAGUUAUAUCGACAACCAUGGGACAGGAUUUGGAUUAUCGGGUGAUUUGUGCAAUUGAUAGAUUUAAAGAUAUUGCGUAUUUAGAUUGUGCUCUUGAUAUUGGAUCUGUUUCAAUAAAUAUUACAAAACCAGUAUCCGUUUUUUGCGAAGACCUUUAUUAUGACUUUUCUGAGGAGGGAAUUGAAGAAGAAGUGAAUCAUAUUAUAGAAGAAGUAAAGAAAAUUUGUAAUGAUGCAAAAAAUUCCGAGGAAUUGAUUAUUUAUCUAGUGAGACAUGAACACGAAUUUCUUAAAGAAGCACUUCAAGGCAGAAAUUGGAUAAGUAGUUUAAUGCCAGACACUAAAAUAAUCAAAUAUUUCGACAAUCUGAGCCCAUAUUCUAAAAUACUGAAAAACGCUAUGCAAAAUCUUGAUGAUGCUAAGUAUACGCUCUAUACCUUGAAAAUCGAAUUCUCAAGUUUAAGACAACAUAUACAGGAAUAUGAACAAAAAUUUGAAGAGCAUCUUAAACAAAAACCACCUUUCUUGGUUGAGAUUUUUACUGUAUACUUUAUUAAAGAAAUCGAAUUUAUAUUAAGUGAAAUCUUUGGUCAUAUACAUUACAAAAUCGCAUUUUUCGAUCCGCAUACAAAAAAAGCGUUAGAAGAUGAAGAUGAAAUGGAUGGUGUCUAUUUAGAAAUUGAUUCAGAAUAUUUAGACUUGUGUGAAAAAACACAAAACACACCAACUAAUAUUGAUGAAUUUGACAGAUAUGUUACGUUAACGCUAAAUAAUCCGAAUGAACGCAUUGACCCUAUCGAGUGGUGGCGUCGACAUAAGAAUGAAUUACCAGUGAUGGCCAAACUUGCACAAAAAUAUUUGUCCAUUCCCGUCACAUGCCAUUCGUUUAAUGAAUGCAAUAAAAAAAUGGGUGCCAGUCUAAAAUCCAUAAUAGAUAACUCGUCAAAUUUUGAAAUGGCCAAAAGAUAUGAAUUUUUGAAGCAAAACAUUAAUUACUUGUGUUAA
Molecule: messenger RNA, 1716 nt
Organism: Acaulospora morrowiae
Lineage: Eukaryota; Fungi; Glomeromycota; Glomeromycetes; Diversisporales; Acaulosporaceae
Source: the annotation of a GenBank genome assembly